This is a messenger RNA of Abrus precatorius (Indian licorice), 1035 nucleotides long. RefSeq lists its product as uncharacterized. The transcript has 5 exons. The coding region runs from base 19 to 597 and encodes 192 amino acids. Lineage: Eukaryota; Viridiplantae; Streptophyta; Magnoliopsida; Fabales; Fabaceae. The record is from RefSeq and is a predicted model, not a curated record.
CAGUGGUUUGGGGUGGGAAUGGAGGAAACGGUAUGGAGUCAUUUACCAGUUCUGGUAAGAGCCAAUUCCAAGGAAUCCAUUGAAUACAUUCUUCAAACCCUUUGGAGAACCCGAAAGAGCGGUCUUCACUCUACUGAUCGACGCAUGAUUCAAGAAAUGCUCCAACUCCAAAAUGAAUCCGACCUCGACCCACUUCUCGUUUGCCUCCGAACCUUAAUCAGAAGGUGUGUUUAUGAGAACACUUGCAAGGACGAUAUUCCCAAGCUGUUUCCCAGUGAAGUUCUCCCCGAAUUGCAAAAACUGUUGACACUUUUGCUGCACAAGUUUCAGUCAGAGUGGCAAGACGACGUCCUCAAAGAUCAGAAUAUUGUUCCCCGGUUAAAGGCAAUGACUUGGAAUAUGGCGAAUCUGGAUAAAGAAUCACCUGACCCUGCUGCUGUUAUUAAUUUGAAGCUUCAAAAUGAUACUCAAUUUCACGCGGGAGAGAUGGAUGUGAAGUUCCAGUUGGCUACAGAUUCUCUAGGGACGAUGCUGAAAGCGAUGCACAGUAUUAGAGACCAGUUUUCAACCAUGGAUGAGGCACCAAAUGGGCGUUAAUACCAGUAAAUCAAUGGAGUUUCUGACAUGAUGUCUCACAAUGAAUGGUUGGAUUGUUGCUCCAUCUUGGAGCUCAACAAAAACACAUGCAAAAUUUUGAGUAUACAUAAUUUUAUGUAAUAAAGUUGACAAUUCUGAGGGGUGAACCUUGGUGCAAUGGUAAGUUUCAUGGUUCAAAUCUUGGAAACAACCCCUCCGCUCGUGGGGUAAAGGUUGCUACACUCCCCAAACCCCACCAGGUGGGAACCAGGGGCACUGGGCCACCCAUUUUUUAUUCACAAUUCUCUAAUUUGUCACUUUUGUAAUUUUUUUUUAGUAGCUCAUGGCACAAUGUAAUGUUAGUCAAAUAUUGCGGUUUAAGUAUAAUGUUAUGUCUGAUACAUGAUGGUGAUUUCAGUUUGAUCUGAGUUUGGAUUUUUAUUUUUUUGUUGUUUUUGG